AGUUAGGUUAGGUUAAAUCAAGUUAGGGUUAGGUGGUCAAGUCACGUGGUAGAAAGCGAUGCAGUCCGCAUAUGGAGUAAACACAUAAGCGUUGAGAUAUGUCAGCCGCAUUUGGACGACGCGUUGUAUCGCAAUUAUUUGCGAAAACUGCGAAAAGAUCAUGUUUAAGACUCUCGACGUCGAAAUGGCGAAGCACAGCUGCUGUCGCAUCGGAAACCGUCGUCGCUGACAAACCCUCAAAGAAUGUUAUUCCGACUCCGGAACCCGGUCGCGUUCAGGCGGCCUUGCUGAAAAACUUCGAUGAGCCUCUUCAAAUCGAGAACAUUGAUGCACCGAGGAUAACCGAGGACAAAGAGGUACUCAUCGACGUUCACUACUGCGCUCUGAAUGGUCCGGAUAUCCUUUUGAGUAAAAAUUCUUACCCGCACAAGCUGAAGCUGCCUCAAAUACUGGGCUAUGAGAUAGUCGGCGAGCUUCGAGAGGUUGGCGAUCAUGCGGCCAAGGCUGGAUACAAAGUUGGGGACAAAGUUAUCGCCCUAAACAAACAGCGCUUUGGCGGGUUUGCAGAAACCUGCACAGCAGAAUUUGGGGACAUUUGGAAGGUUCCUAACUCGUUGAAACUGAUCGAUGCAGUGUGUUUGCUGGACGGUUAUGCCACGGCACUUGUUGGGUUCGAAACGAGAGCCUGCUUGCAAGAAGAUGAUAUGGUAUUGGUCAAUGUUGGGCUUGGCGGAGUUGGUUUGGCUGCCGUCGAUCUUGCUGCAAAUGUCUACAGAGCUCAGGUAAUUGGGGUUUGCGCAACAGAAGAUAGAACCACGCUUGUUAGAGAAAAAGGAGCAUUUGCAGCGCUUAAGUUUCACGACAAGAAGUUGAUGAAGCAAAUCGUCAACGUUGCUGCGGAGAAAGACAUCAAAGAAAUUUUCGAUGGUGUCAGUGGCGAAAAUUUCAAGAAAGUUUUGUCUUGUUUUACAGAUGUCUAUAAAUCGGGUUUGGUAAAGGACCUGCUACACGACAACGAGUUUUCCGUUGUAAUACAACACUUGUCUCGAGAAGGGCGAGUUAUCGUUGCUGGGCUAGCAGUCAGCAAGUACGAUGGAAAAGAUGCCGCGCCUACAGGAUCCUUCGGUGUGACAGGAGUAAGCCUUCACGAGUACAGAGACAAGGAUCAUGAGUUUUAUCGUUCAGUCGGGGACGAGGUGCUUGAAUUUUUUGAAGAUGGACUGAUUUCACCCUCACGUUCGCUUGUUGCCGGACUAUACAAAAUUAACAGCGCCAUGAAAUUCAUUUUAAAGAUGAAGGCGUCGGGAAAGGUUGUCAUAGACAUGAAAAACAAGGAAGUGUUUACGGAAACGGACGACGACGAUUAAAAGUUGAGAACUUUUAUUCUCUUGGCUUUUCGUAAACGCAUAAUUAGAGAUUAAAGUCUCCUCAGAUUGUUUCCUGUU
Messenger RNA from Neodiprion virginianus, 1445 nucleotides. Its product is annotated as quinone oxidoreductase-like protein 2. The transcript has 8 exons. Gene Ontology annotation, cellular component: mitochondrion. Gene Ontology annotation, molecular function: oxidoreductase activity. Bases 99 to 1367 code for a protein of 422 amino acids. The record is from RefSeq and is a predicted model, not a curated record. Lineage: Eukaryota; Metazoa; Arthropoda; Insecta; Hymenoptera; Diprionidae.